GUGUCCUGUCUCGAAGCCUCUCUCUCUGGGGAACCCUGGUCUCCUUCGAUCGGAGAGCGCAAAUCCUAGCAUGGCGAGGAGAUCGCUUCCCCUUCUUCGGCACCUCCUCCGCGACUCCAUCGUGGCCGCCCCUUCUUCUUCGCCUCCGGGUAUCGCUGGGAGCCGGCGAUCCGUGACCUACAUGCCCCGCCCCGGCGAUGGCGCGCCGAGGGCGGUGACCCUCAUCCCCGGGGACGGAAUUGGUCCCCUAGUCACCGACUCCGUCCGGAAGGUCAUGGAUGCCAUGCACGCUCCGGUCUAUUUCGAGACCUACGAGGUUCACGGCCACAUGACCACCGUCCCGGCGGAGGUCAUCGAGUCGAUCCGGCGGAACAAGGUCUGCCUCAAGGGCGGUCUGGCUACCCCCGUCGGGGGAGGUGUCAGCUCCCUCAACGUCCAGCUGAGGAAGGAGCUCGAUCUCUAUGCUUCGCUCGUCAACUGCUUCAACCUCCCCGGGCUGCCGACGAGGCACCAGAACGUGGAUAUCGUGGUGAUUAGGGAGAACACCGAGGGAGAGUAUUCCGGGCUUGAGCACGAGGUCGUCCCUGGCGUCGUGGAAAGCCUCAAGGUGAUUACAAAGUUCUGUUCGGAGCGAAUUGCAAAAUAUGCUUUUGAGUAUGCUUACCUUAACAACCGAAAGAAAGUUACAGCUGUGCACAAGGCCAACAUUAUGAAGCUUGCAGAUGGUCUAUUUUUAGAAUCUUGCCGUGAGGUUGCAACAAAAUAUCCUGGGAUAAAGUAUAAUGAAAUUAUUGUUGACAACUGCUGUAUGCAGCUUGUUUCAAAGCCUGAGCAGUUUGACGUAAUGGUGACACCAAAUCUUUAUGGCAAUUUGGUGGCAAAUACAGCUGCAGGCAUUGCUGGAGGUACUGGUGUCAUGCCUGGAGGUAAUGUUGGUCAGGAUCAUGCAAUUUUUGAGCAAGGUGCUUCUGCAGGCAAUGUGGGAAAUGAGAAGCUAGUGGAGCAGAAGAAAGCAAAUCCAGUGGCCCUGCUUCUAUCAUCUGCCAUGAUGCUGAGACAUCUUCGGUUCCCAUCAUUUGCCGAUCGAUUAGAAACUGCUGUCAAGCGUGUGAUUGCAGAAGGCGAAUACAGGACCAAAGAUUUAGGUGGCAACAGUACCACCCAAGAAGUUGUUGAUGCAGUCAUUGCAAAUUUGGACUGACUGCACCAUAGCCUACACCCCAUUGGUUCUGGAGCAACAGGCUAAUACUUGCCCUGGAGUAUUAAUUUGUAUUUUCUUUAUUAUUUCAAUACGGCACUGCUAAAGAUUCCUUCUUGGAAUCCAACUAGCAUGAAUUUUUAUUUUCUUUUUGUCAACAAUUGAACUGAAGAAUUGGCUAAUAAAGAGUAACUUGAUGGGUAACAUUUUCAGUCAA
This is a messenger RNA of Phoenix dactylifera (date palm), 1415 nucleotides long. RefSeq names its product isocitrate dehydrogenase [NAD] regulatory subunit 1, mitochondrial-like. Gene Ontology annotation, molecular function: isocitrate dehydrogenase (NAD+) activity. Gene Ontology annotation, biological process: tricarboxylic acid cycle; isocitrate metabolic process. NCBI's taxonomy places the organism in Eukaryota, Viridiplantae, Streptophyta, Magnoliopsida, Arecales, Arecaceae. Gene Ontology annotation, cellular component: mitochondrion. The record is from RefSeq and is a predicted model, not a curated record.